Messenger RNA from Desarmillaria tabescens, 1659 nucleotides. RefSeq lists its product as uncharacterized. The transcript is spliced from 2 exons. Lineage: Eukaryota; Fungi; Basidiomycota; Agaricomycetes; Agaricales; Physalacriaceae. Bases 1 to 1659 code for a protein of 552 amino acids. Gene Ontology annotation, molecular function: protein binding. The record is from RefSeq and is a predicted model, not a curated record.
AUGAGCUACAUCAGCUGGUCUUCUAGUCUUCCUAACGGGCAGGUAGUUCCUAACAGCUCCCAACAACCUAACACAAGUAACGCAAACUGUCAUUCUUCCCAUCGUUUGUCCUGCCCUCCCAUCGAUUUGACCGCUAUGAUACAGAAGAAAAACAAAGGCAAAAAACGAGAUACGGUCCUGAAGACACCAAAGUCAGAGCCUUCCGACAGCAAAAUCAGACAAGGAAAAGCCAGAUCGACUGCGAUCAACAGAAUCAACGAGUGUUUACCCAACGAACUUCUAGCCUACAUCUUUGCCACUGCAAUUAACAGCCUGUUUCCAAUAUCGCACAGCCCCUUCCUUGCCGUAGUAUGCAGCAUCUGUCGUCAUUGGCGGGAUGUUGCUAUCGAGGCAUCUGAACUUUGGACUACCAUUUAUAUACAUGAUCAAAGCCAUAUACCACCUGCCGAACUCUUCCUUGAACGAUCAAAGACCCGACUUCUGGAUGUUGACGUCCAAGUCAUCUUUGGUCGAGGUGGGUCCCGGAUGACUGGGCCGGCCACUUUCAAUCUAUCACCUGGGCUUCGAGUUGCGGAGUUGACGUCGGUCCAUCUUGUGCGUACGAGGACACUUUCGUUGAAGGUUGGCGACAUCCAGGGUGCCGAUUUCUUUUCUUUAUUUUACCGGGCGACGUCAACUCCGCAUCUCGUUAGCCUUUCCAUUGAUGUCAAAGGAUCGCCGCGAGGCGCUCCCCUCUUACUUGAUUCCAUUUACUCAUUCCGUUCUAAUGGGAGUAAAGGCUUACCCUCAAACACAGCGUCAAUCUCCCGCCUUACCAGACUCGAGCUCACAACUCUUCGACAUGAAGAUAUACGAACUAUAUUCAUGUACUUCUCGUCUCUCGAAAUACUUAUCCUGCCGAAAUUUGGUCAGAAUUGGAUUGGAAGCCGGAGGGAGAAUCAACCCAUCGUAUUAGCCUCCAGCACGCUGCGAUCGUUCGCAGUUCAGCUUGAUCACACUCAUAACAGGUUUUUGCGUGCACCGGGGAAUUGUUCAUGUGCCCUAGGCUCUCUUCGCUUUCCGAACCUCGAAUAUCUCGAGGUCCUAGGCGACAACUCUUCCUACAAUCCUAAUCUCGGCAGCCACUUCAAAGACAUGUCGAAAUUACAAGUACUGCGUUUGCAGCGGUGCUCCGUAUCACCUGCUGAUGCCGAGUUCUUCCGCUCUUUGAUAUCGUUAAAUCGUUUGGAACUGGUGGACAACUUGAAAGAUGUGGAGGGGUUUGCAAUACACUGCAUAACAGUGUCCUUACCUUUUCCUCACCUGUCGUCUAUCUUACUCAGUGGCAAAUCAGGUCGAAGUCAUGGCAUAUCCCAGUGGGUACGCCUAGCGCGGCUAGCUGUCCAGAAUUGUGGUUGUACCAAGUUUUCUAUCGAAGUAACGGCACGACAUCAUCGCCGCAUGCUGCUUGCGUCCCUUGGUCCUCAGGAUGAGCGUAUUCACGUUGAAACAACAGAUCUUCCUCCUGGUUUGCUCUAUCCGCUUCCUACGAACAAACUCUUCGACUGGUCAGAUCAUGACGAGGAAGAUUAUUACGACUCCGACGUUGCUAUCGACUCUAUCUAUGGGUUUGAUUCGUCCGACUAUGAGUCCCUGUCAGAAAAUUUAACGGAGCUUUGA